This is a messenger RNA of Photinus pyralis (common eastern firefly), 597 nucleotides long. RefSeq lists its product as uncharacterized. The coding region runs from base 1 to 597 and encodes 198 amino acids. The record is from RefSeq and is a predicted model, not a curated record. The transcript has a single exon. Gene Ontology annotation, molecular function: nucleic acid binding. Lineage: Eukaryota; Metazoa; Arthropoda; Insecta; Coleoptera; Lampyridae.
AUGAAGGAAUUUGCGGAGAAAUAUCAAUUUAAACAUGUAACGUCGGCUCCUUAUCAUCAACAAGGUAACGGUAAAGCCGAAGCAGCUGUUAAGAUAGCUAAGAAUUUAAUAAAAUCGGAGCAAAGUGAUGAAGAGCUCUGGUGGGUGCUUCUGCAUCACAGGAACACUCCCAACAAAAUAGGAUAUAGUCCUGUUGAAAGGUUGAUGUCACGACCUACCAGAACAGGAAUACCGUCAAAUGUUUCGAAAUAUGUACCUAAAGUUCCAGAACAGGUUCCUGCGUUGAUAGAAAAACAUAGACGCUACAAUAAAUAUUAUUACGACAAAAAGGGGAAGGAUCUCCCACAGCUUAAUAUAGGCGAGGGGGUACAGGUCCAACUCAAACCUGAUACAGAUAAACGAUGGCAACCCGCUACAGUUAGUCGCCAGCUAACAGAAAGAGCCUAUGAGAUUGAUACCGGAGGAACAAAAUAUGUCCGUGAUAGAGUGAAUUUAAAAGAUAGGGCAACAUCUAUACAAGAUUUGGAAAAGGAGGAAAAUCUGAUUCAUAAGGAAAUGCGAACAUCCUGUAUUCCGAAGGAGCAAAAAAUCAAAUGA